This is a messenger RNA of Clunio marinus, 261 nucleotides long. Lineage: Eukaryota; Metazoa; Arthropoda; Insecta; Diptera; Chironomidae. The record is from the annotation of a GenBank genome assembly.
AUGGAAAAUCCCAAAAUAAAGGAUUUCAACAUUGUUGUUCUAUUGAGUUAUUGCAAACUUAAAUCAUUAUUGGUGGCUUUCUCAGAUUUUAUUUGUGAAUGGAAAUGUGAGAAGAAAUCUGAAUCAUCGAGAUUAAAAUUCCUCUUCAACAUUGCAGUUGAAUUGAAUGAUCUGCCAAGAGAGUUUCGUUUGGUGUUGGCAAUCAAGGAACAAAAAAACACAAAAUUAAUGGGAAACAAAGAAAAAGAAGAUGGAGCAUAA